AAGCUUCGCUGCCACGGACCACGGAGUGCCACGGACUACGAACUAGUAGUACGCUCCGCGACACAGUGGUAUAUACAGGUGAUUUCGAAUGAACUUUUAUAUAGUGCUAUUUACGUGUCAAAAUAGCCUCUCUCAAAAACCGUUUUUUAUAUCCUUGCAAUGGAUAAGUUUAUGAUGAAGCUAAGAUUUUCACGCGUGUAAAGUGUCCCAUCCUAUCAUAGCAAUCGAAAAUUUCGUGUGUUGUGAUUUUUGUGCAAUAUGAAGUGGUGUGGGGGUAACCCCAAAGUUUUCAAAUACUUUCUCACCCUUAUACUAGCUUAUUGGACUAUUUCUGUCGUUUUGGGAGAUACAAGGCUGCUUACAAACUCAGGUGACCCCACUGGCCUCAUCUGUCCAUUUGGAUCGUUCAGGUGUCCAGAGGGAAAGUGUAUCCCGUCUCUAUUGGUUUGCAAUUACCAGGCGGAUUGUGAGAAGGCAGAGGAUGAGUUUCAGUCAUGUCCUCCCCCAGAAUGUGAGUCAGGACAGAUCACAUGUCGACAAUACAUAUGGAACAAAACGUACUGUAUACCUCCACAUUACCGCUGUGAUAUGACAGUUGACUGUAUCGAUGGAUCAGAUGAAAGUGAAUGUACUUAUAGAAAGUGUCAAAAUGAGGACUUCCACUGCGGCACUAGAGCUACCGAUCCGUGCAUUCCAAAAGAGAAAAAGUGCGACGGGUACUAUGAUUGCCGAACCGGAAAAGACGAAGAAAAUUGUCCAGGGGUGUCAUGUCGCUUGGAUCAAUUUAGAUGCGCCAAAGGCCACAGGUGUAUCGAGAUGUCACAGAAGUGCGAUCAUAAGGAUGAUUGUGGAGAUAAUUCGGAUGAACAAGGAUGCAACUUCCCCAUAUGCCACGGCGUCCAAUUUCGUUGCGCCAACGCCCUUUGUAUCCCCGGAGCCUUCCGUUGUGACGGUUAUCAAGAAUGUUCCGACGGAUCGGACGAGUUGAAUUGCACAGCCAUCGCUUGUCCCGAAAAUAAGUUUCUAUGUCCUAGAGGAGGUCCUACUGGAGGCUAUAAAUGUAUUCCGAAGAGCAAGUUGUGUGAUGGAAAGAAAGAUUGCGAGGAUAACGCUGACGAAGAGGCUGCUUGCUCCAAAAUGUUUUGUCCAUCCCUCGGAUGUGAUUACAAAUGCCAGGCUUCACCAACUGGCGGUUCGUGCUAUUGUCCUGAAGGCCAACAACUACUACCUGACAAUAAAACUUGCACAGAUCGCGACGAAUGCACCGAAUGGGGGUUCUGCGAUCAACUGUGUUCGAAUACAGAUGGCGGGUAUUCUUGCUCCUGUGCUCCUGGGUAUACGGCCAAGGACAAAAUUCGGUGCCAAGCUGUGAACUCUAGCUCCAUGAUGCUAUAUUUUGCUAAUGAUAAAGCUAUUGUCAGUAUGAAUAAGACUGGAGGAGAAUUGAACGUUGUCGUUAAUACUACGGAGGCUAGUGGAUUAGAUUUCCACUACUACAAGAAUAUGUUAUUUUGGUCAGAUGUCAAAACAAAAAAGGUUCACUCCCAGCAACUUAUUGGAACACCUGGUUUUGCAUCUCCUGAUAUAGACCUAUCACUUCCUGGUUCCUGGUUACCCGUAGCAAUAGCAGUCGAUUGGAUAGGAAACAAACUCUAUGUUGCUGAUUCGAUUGGUCAAAAAAUCGAUAUAUUCGAGCUCCAAGGAAAAUUGCAUGCUAUAGUCUUGGGGUCAAACCUAUCAAGCCCAGCAGACCUAGCUCUGGACCCCACUAUAGGUUAUAUGUUUGUAGCAGACGGCUCUCAAGUACUGAGAGCAAAUAUGGAUGGUACCAAAUCUGUUUCGAUAGUAUCUGAAGCUGCUUACAAAGCAUCAGGAAUAUCAGUGGAUAUCAUAACCCAGAGAGUAUAUUGGUGCGACUCACUAUUAGAUUAUAUUGAAACUGUUGAUUAUGAUGGUCAAAAAAGAUUCCUGGUUGUGAGAGGACAACAGGUGCCUAGCCCCUCGCGUUUGACCAUAUUUGAGAGCAGAAUUUACUGGAGCGAUGGUACUAAACAAGGAGUAAUGUCUAUUGAUAAAUACGAUACUAGCAGUAUUCAGUCAAUAUUCCGUAUGCCUGAUAUAAGAGAUCCUAAAGCCAUAAAAGCAAUUCAUGGGCUCAGUCAACCAAUGAUUACUAACCCUUGCGGAAACAACAAUGGAGGAUGUCAACAUAUGUGUGUAGUAACGAACAAUGGUCCUCAUAUUGGAUUUAGAUGCGCUUGCAAUAUAGGCUGGCGGUUAGCCCAAGAUGAAAGAAAUUGUGAGUUAGUUGACGACUUCUUGAUGUAUUCUCAGCAGAGGUUCAUCAAAGGUCGAGUUCUGAACCCUGUGGUUGAAGGAUUCAGUGAUGCUAUGCUGCCGGUUGUAUCAAGAAGAGCAAGAUUCGUCGGUUUAGAUUUUGAUGCCGAAGAUCGAUAUAUUUACUAUUCAGAUGUGCUUCAAGAUGUCAUUUACCGAGUACAUAGAAAUGGAACUGCUAAAGAAAUUGUCUUGGCUUCUCAAAAUGAGGGUGUAGAAGGUUUAGCUGUUGACUGGGCUGCAAAAAACCUAUACUAUAUCGAUAGUCGUAAGGGAACUCUUAAUGUUUUGUCGACACGUAAUGUAACUUACAAAAGAACUCUGUUGAAAAAUUUGAAGAGACCGAGAGCAAUCGUUGUCCACCCUAAUAAAGGUUAUGUUUUCUUCUCUGAGUGGGAUCGCCCAGCGAAUAUUUCUAGAGCACUCAGUGAUGGAAGCAAAUUGAUUGUUUUUAAAAAUUUAACUCUUGGUUGGCCAAAUGGGCUCUCCAUUGAUUUUCAAGCAGAUAGGCUGUACUGGUGUGAUGCCCUCCUUGAUCAUGUACAACAUACGAAUUUAGAUGGUACUGAUGUGAAGACUGUCAAUUCCAGGCUCAUAAGACAUCCUUUCAGUAUAGUUAUUUAUGGUGAUUUCAUGUACAUAACUGAUUGGAGGCUAGAUGCUAUAAUCAAGCUGCACAAGUUGCAUGGAGGUGAUGAAGAAACGUUGAUUAAAGAGCCACAGACCAAUCGACUGUAUGGUGUGAAGAUAUAUAGCAAGAGAGAACAACACGUCAUUCCUACUCACCCGUGCUGGCAAAACAACGGUGGUUGCCAGAAACUAUGUUUUGCUAUUCAUGACGAAACUAGGAACAUCCUCACUGCUAAAUGCGGAUGUCCUUAUGGAGAACGAUUAACUGCUCAGGAAACCUGUGAGGCUGAUCCUAAUCACGAACCACCAGUUCAAGCUUGCCCAAAUAGCUGGGAUUUCACUUGCGACAAUCAGAGAUGUAUACCGAAAUCAUGGGUUUGUGACGGUGACGAUGACUGUUUGGAUAAUAGUGAUGAGAGCCAAAAUUGUUCAAAGCCAACCUGUGGUGCCAAUGAAUUUCAGUGUAAAACGAGCCGUUGCAUUCCUUUAACCUUCAAAUGUGAUGCUGAAAACGAUUGUGGUGACUUCAGUGACGAGACUGGCUGUGUUAACGUGACUUGUAGUAGUACACAAUUUCAUUGCAAUAAUGGGAGAUGUAUUCCAAACAGUUGGAAGUGUGAUUCUGAGAAUGAUUGCGGGGAUGGUUCUGAUGAAGGAGAUUCAUGCGCGGAAAAAACUUGCGCCUAUUUUCAAUUCACCUGUCCCAAAAAUGGGCAUUGCAUACCUCAGAAUUGGGUUUGCGAUGGUGAUGAUGACUGUUUCGAUAAACAAGAUGAACAAGACUGCCCUCCGAUCACUUGUCAACCUAACCAAUUUAAGUGUGCUGAUUUGAAACAAUGUAUUCAGGAAAGCUACAAGUGUGAUGGAAUUCCAGAUUGUAACGAUGGAAGUGAUGAACUUGGAUGUCCUUCAAUUGCUCCUGAUCAGUGUAAUCCAGAAAAACAAUUCCAGUGUAUCAAAUCCGGAAUAUGUAUCCCGAAAGCCUGGCAUUGCGAUGGCACUCCUGAUUGCGAUGAUAGAUCUGAUGAACCUAUGUCAUGUGGGAAUAUCAAUUGCCCAAAUAAUUUUUAUAAAUGUAAUAGUACUCAAUGCAUAUUCAAGGCCUACAUAUGUGAUGGAAAAACCGAUUGUGAGGAUGGCUCAGACGAGAGCUACCUUCACGCAUGUGUAAAACCUCCGUAUAGAUGUCCCUCUGAUCAAUGGCUAUGCCCUGGUAUAUCAGAACGUUGUAUUAAUCUGACGAAUGUUUGUGAUGGUAAACCAGAUUGCCCUAAUGGAGCUGAUGAGGGACCCGAUUGUACUUUUGCUGAAUGUAAUCACCAAGGUGGACUCUGUUCUAAUGGAUGCAAGCAAACACCGCAGGGCCCAUUAUGCAUGUGUCCCCCUGGAGAAACUUUGAGCGAAGAUGGCAUAAACUGUGAAGAUCUUGAUGAAUGCAAUCCACCUGGUAUAUGUUCCCAAACUUGUACCAACACAAAGGGUUCCUACUUUUGCAGCUGUAUUGGAGGGUACGCUUUAGAACCUGAUAAGCAUUUUUGUAAAGCCUAUAAUCAUUCUGCUGCAUUCUUGAUAAUAUCUAAUAGACAUUCUAUACUGGUAGCUGAUUUGAAGGAUCAGGGAUUAGAAAGGGUACCAAUUAUCGUAGAAAACGUAGUAGCAACUGCUUCUAACAUGCAUACUGGUACAAUCUUUUGGUCCGAUAUGAAACUGAAAAAAAUAUCCAAACUAGAUAAAGGCAUGGAACCAGUGAAUGUGAUAUCAACAGGAUUAGACUUGGUGGAAGGAUUGGCAUAUGAUUGGAUUGGAAAUAAUAUUUACUGGUUGGAUUCAAAACUAAAUACUAUAGAAGUUGCCAAAGUAGAUGGGUCAAAUAGGAUUGUUCUGGUUAGAGAAAACAUAACGCAGCCUAGAGGAAUGUGCUUGGAUCCGAGUCCAGGAACGAGGUGGCUAUUCUGGACAGACUGGGGAGAAAAUCCGAGGAUUGAAAGAAUUGGAAUGGAUGGCACUAAUCGAUCUACCAUUAUCAACACUAAAAUCUAUUGGCCAAAUGGUCUCACCCUUGAUACUACUACUCAAAGAGUAUAUUUCGCUGAUUCAAAACUAGAUUUCAUCGAUUUCUGUUAUUACAAUGGAUCUGGCAGACAGCAAGUGUUGGCUGGUAGUCAUUAUCUGUUACACCCUCAUUCGUUAACGCUGUUUGAAGAUACAUUAUUCUGGACUGAUAGACAACUCAAUAGAGUAUUGUCUGCACACAAAUUCAAGGGAAAUAAUCAGUCGGUGGUAUCCCACCUCAUAUCCCAACCAUUGAGCAUUCAUGUUCACCAUCCUUCUUUACAACCAAUCACUGUGAAUGACUGUGCCUAUGCUCCUUGCCAACAUAUAUGCCUACUUUCUCCCUCAUCUAACACUGGUUAUACAUGUAAAUGUAAGCCUGGCUUCAAACUCAAUCCUGGAGGAAUAUGCAGCGAAGAAGAUAACGUGUUCUUGAUGGUUAUGAAAGGUUCUCAGAUUGUUGACGUCUCAUUGACUUCUGGGGAUAGUUCUGUUGGUUUCAUAACACCAGUUGUUGGCAUUGAACAUGGUAUUCAAGUUGAAUACGAUAGAAAGAGUAAUCUGAUCUACUGGGUUGAAAGCAAAGAUGAGAGUGGAGAAAAUUGUACAAUCUGGAGUAUACCUUACAGUGGAGGCAACAAAACUCAAGUUCUUGGUAUCGACUCAGGCAUUGUCGGCUCGCCCUCUACCAUCGCAUUUGACUGGCUAGGAAGAAAUCUCUACAUUGGCAACCGUAUGACCAGUAAUAUAGAAGCUGUUAGAAUUGAUGGCAAAAUAAAAUACCGAGUUGUAAUCUUAGCAAAUGACGGUAACGCAACAUCAGUAGGUAGGCCUAGAGCGAUUUGUGUAGAUCCUCCAGAUGGUAAAUUAUAUUGGACAGACGAGGGUGGUUACGGAGUUCCUGCUAAAAUUGGGAAGGUUGACAUGGAUGGAAGCAACUCGAUAGUCCUAGUAGACGAUAUUGAAAAACCAAAUGCCAUCGCAAUCGACAUAGAAACAAAAACUUUAUACUUCACUUCUGAACAUCCACCGCUCAUAGGCAAGAUAAGCGUGAAUGGUAAAAAGAGAGCUACCAUAUUGAAUGAAGAGAACUACAUAGCAUCUCCUAGAGCAAUAGGUGUCAUGGGAAGUCGGCUGUUCUAUUUAGAUACCGUAUUUGAAAAGUUGGUUCAAGUCGCUUUGCCUUCGGGGGGAAAUGCUAAAGCAAUAAUGGAAAAUGAAUCAUCAUUGAAGUCAUUUACCAUAUUCAAGAAACGACCACUUGGUGACCAUCCUUGCCUACAGAACAAUGGUGGUUGCGAACAGCUCUGUAUCCCCGCGGAAGGUAGAACGAGAACUUGUGCAUGUGGGAUAGGCUAUAGGAAAAAUGAGUUCAGCUGCUCCCCGUACAGAACAUUUGCGGUAGUUUCCCAACUUGAUCUGAUCAGGGGUUUUAGUCUCAAGGACAGUGCGGAGGCCAUGACACCUAUAUCAGGUGCCGGUCAUCAUAUCUUGCACGUAGACGUUCACUUUGCCGAUAACUGGGUUUAUUGGGUUGAAUACAGCAGAGGUUAUUGGAAUGGAAUUUUCAGGAUCAGACCUAAUGGUACUGAAUUACAACACAUUAUCAAAGACGGCAUCGGCAGUAAUGGUAUUAGAGGUAUAGCGAUCGACUGGGUUGCUGGAAAUAUGUACUUCACCAAUGUCUUUCCACAUGAGAACUAUGUAGAGGUUUGCAGAUUAGAUGGAAAACAUAGAAAAAUAAUUGUCAAGAGUACCACAGAUGCACCAAGAGAAUUGGCUGUCAAUCCAAUCAAAAGAAUUCUUUAUUGGAUUGACUAUGGCCAAUAUCCCAGAAUAGGUAAAUCUAACCUGGAUGGAUCUGAAUGGCAACCGCUUAUAACUUCCGGCAUAAGCAACCCGACAGAUCUAACUAUCGACUUGAAUACUCACGACGUCUAUUGGGUAGAUUCGAAAUUAGAUAUGAUACAAAGAAUAUCUUACAGUGGGGGUCUGAGAACGGUCAUAAGAAGAAAUUUGCCAAACCCAAUGGGUAUAGCAGUCUACAAAUCUGAACUCUACUGGGUUGAUAGAAACCUGAAAUCUCUGGUCAAAGCAUCUAAACUACCAGGUAAUACUUCAUUGCCAAAAACAAUGAGAUCUAACCUAGAAAAACUAAGAGAUAUAGUCAUAUACGAUAUUACUAAUCAACCAACGGAUGACUCUAAUCCUUGUCAGAGAUUCAGCAAUGGAGGCUGUGAACAAUUAUGCUUUGCGUUGCCUGAUGAUAUUUCUACACCUAAAAAAUCAAAUUUCAGAUGUGAUUGUGCUACUGGAAAUAUCACAACUGAUGGUAAAAAGUGUGGAUUUGUGGAUGAAUAUUUAGUAUUUUCUACCAGAACCGAAGUGCGAUCAAUAAGUUUAGAUCCUCAGUCAACAACUAUACCGUUCGCACCAGUGGCCAAUCUUACAAAUGUUGUUGGAAUUGAUUUCGACUACAAACGCCAAACCUUGUUUUUCACACAAAUAAGACCAUGGGCUAGAAUAGCCCGGAUGUCGGCUACAAACCCAGAUAGUAAAACAAUAGUGAACUUGAGAAAUAAAGGUAUCAAUCCAGAAGGUAUUGCUUAUGACUGGACUCAACAGAAAAUCUAUUGGACUGACUCCUCAAAUCGCAGCAUAUAUGCUAUGAACUUGGAUGGUUCUCACUUGAUAAUGAUUGCCAAGGUGGAACGGGCUAGAGCUAUAGCUAUAGAUCCUUGCAAUGGAACUCUAUUUUUUACUGAUUGGGGUAAGUUUGGUAACACUGGUAAAAUAUUCCGAACAACAAUGGCAGGAUCCUUGAAGCGGGUUAUCAUCGAUAAAGAUUUAGCCCAACCAUCAGGUUUAGCUAUAGAUUACGAUGAGCAUAUGUUAUAUUGGACUGACGCUGUUAGGGAGAAAAUUGAGAGAUCGGAUCUCAACGGAAGAAAUAGAGAAGUAUUGAUAACAGCCACAAUUUAUCCAUUCUCGAUCACAAUUUUUGGUAAAUACAUCUACUGGACUGACUUACAACUACGAGGUGUUUAUCGUGCAGAGAAACAUACAGGUGCUAACAUGAUCGAAAUAGUGAAGAGAUUAGAGGACAGUCCAAGAGAUAUUCAAGUUUACUCUGCCUACAGACAAAAAUGUAGCGUGAAUCCUUGCCUUAUAAAUAAUGGUGGUUGUGCCCAAAGCUGCCAUCCUGGGCCGAAUGGCACGGCAGAAUGUAGAUGCGAUGAUAAUAGCAAAUUGGUCAAUGAAGGAAAGAUGUGUGUGGCUAAAAAUUUGAGCUGUGAUUCUAGCAAGUUCUACUGCGCUAAUGGAAGAUGCAUAUCGAGAAUGUGGGCUUGUGAUGGAGAAGAUGAUUGUGGAGAUAAUAGUGAUGAGGAUACCAACUAUUGUUCUUUCCAUUCUUGCUCUGCUAAUGAAUUCCGUUGUGCAAACGGUCGCUGUAUAUUCAAAUCUUGGAAAUGUGACCAUGAGAACGACUGUAAAGAUGGAUCUGAUGAAACGGAUUGUCAAUAUCCACCAUGUGCUCAAGGAGAAUUCACUUGUGCUAAUCAUAGAUGUAUUCCAAUGGCCCAGGUUUGUAAUGGAGUUAAUGAUUGUAAAGAUAAUUCAACCUCCGAUGAAACUCAUGAAAGAUGCCCCACAAAUACUACGUGUCCACCAAAUCAUCUCAAAUGUGAAAAAACUAAUAUUUGUGUUGAACCAUAUUGGCUUUGUGAUGGUGAUAACGAUUGUGGUGACAAUUCUGAUGAAAAUCCAUUACAUUGUGCUGAUAGAACCUGUCCUCAGAAUAGUAUCAGAUGUUCCAAUCACCGAUGUAUUCCAGCUACAUGGUAUUGUGAUGGUGAUGACGAUUGUGGAGACGGAGCUGAUGAACCUCCAGAGUACUGUAAGAGUGAUGGGAGAACCUGUUUCGGGGAUUUAUUCACUUGUGAUAAUGGAAACUGCGUCCCUAGAAUCUACAUUUGUGAUGGCGAUAAUGACUGUUUAGAUAACAGUGAUGAGGAUAGUAGACAUGAAUGCAAUGAUAGAAAAUGUGAUGAGGAAACCGAAUAUACUUGUGAAGCAAAUAAGGAAUGGGGUAGGGCACAGUGUAUCCCAAAAAAAUGGCUUUGUGAUGGAGAUCCGGAUUGUGUAGAUGGCGCUGAUGAAAAUGCCACAUUGCAUCAGUGCGCAACUCCACAACCCUGCAGUGAAGAUCAGUUCAAUUGUACUAAUGGAAGAUGUAUCAAUAAAGGAUGGGUCUGUGAUCACGAUAACGAUUGUGGAGACGGUUCUGAUGAAGGCAAAGAAUGUAGUUCGAAAUAUAGAACUUGUUCAACCAAUGAGUUCACUUGUCAAAACUUCAAAUGUAUUCGAAACCAAUACAGAUGUGAUGGGGAAGACGAUUGUGGUGAUCAUUCAGACGAAGUUAAUUGCAAUAAAGAAAAUAGAACUUGUGCCGAUCCGACGCAGUUUAGAUGUUCGAAUGGGCAGUGUAUUAACUAUAACUUGGUUUGCAAUAAAGUAUCCGACUGUUCAGAUGAUUCAGAUGAACCUCUGCACUGUAACGUUGACGAAUGUGCUAAAGUUGAAAUUCAUCAAUGUGGCCACAAAUGUAUCGACACACCCACUGGAUACAAUUGUGAAUGUAACCAGGGAUACAAAUUAUUGGAAGAUGGAAAAGCAUGUGCGGAUAUCGACGAAUGCAUAGAAAAACCUCAAGUCUGCUCCCAAUACUGUUCGAACACUCCAGGCAGUUAUUACUGCAAAUGCAAUGACCAAUAUUACGAGAGGGAAAGUGACGAACAUACUUGCAAACGCAAAGACAAAGUUGAACCGUGGAUCAUAUUCACGAAUAAAUAUUAUAUCAGAAAUAUGUCAGUAGAUGCACACGUCUACAAUUUGAUCCAUCAGGACUUCAUGAAUGUCGUAGCAUUAGAUUAUGACAUGAAAGACCAGCACCUUUACUUCUGCGAUGUUACAGCGAAAACCAUAUUUAGAAGUCCUAUUGGAAGUAAGACUAAGGAGGCUGUCAUUCGUCAUGAUUCGCAUGGAUUGGAAGGGAUUUCUAUUGAUUGGAUUGGUCGGAAACUUUAUUGGCUUGAUAGGCAUUCUAAAAACCUGGACGUUGCAGAAUUGAAUGGAACGAAUCGAAAAACUUUGAGAAACAGUAUUCCAGAUCCUAGAGCCUUAGUAGUGCAUCCAGGUACAGGGUACUUGUACUUCAGUUCUUGGCAUCUACAAGCAUUUAUAGGAAAAUUGGGCAUGGAUGGAUCUAACUUUACUAUGAUUUUGAAUUGGGAAGAUGACAUUGCUUGGCCGAAUGCUUUGACUAUUGACUACUUCACAGAUCGUCUUUACUGGGCAGAUGCUCACUUAGAUUAUAUUGCCUUUUCUAAUUUGGAAGGUAAACACCGCCAUAUUGUUCUAUCAGGAAACUCUGUUCCGCAUGUUUUCGCAAUUUCCCUGUUCGAUGACUUCAUUUACUGGACUGAUUGGAACCUCAAAGCCAUUAGCAGAGCAAAUAAGUUCACAGGCAAAGAUUUAAUGGUCCUCCGAAAUACAACACACAAACCAUAUGAUAUCCACAUAUUCCACCGUCUCAGACAACUAACAUAUCAUGAUCCUUGUGGGGAUAACAACGGAGGUUGCUCGCACCUAUGCCUGAUAUCUCCGCCACCUGCUUCUAGUUAUCUGAAUAUUGAUGGUUAUGGUGAAGAGGGCCAAACUGCUCACAAGUGUGCUUGUCCAAAUCAGUACUACUUAUCCAACGACAGGAAGACUUGUAUUGCAAACUGUACGACUGGACAAUGGCAGUGUAAGGGAAAUGAUGAAAAGUGCAUACCUUGGUUCUGGCAAUGUGACGGUGAGAAAGAUUGCAAAGAUGGAUCUGAUGAGCCUCUAACUUGUCCACCAAGGCAAUGUCGAGCAGGUACUUUCCAGUGCAAGAAUUUGAACUGCACUCCUUCAGCAACAAUUUGCGAUGGAGUGGAUGACUGUGGCGAUAACUCAGAUGAACAAAAUUGCAAUAAAGAGUGUCCUGAGACUGAAAUGAAAUGCAAGUCCAAUGGAAGGUGCAUACUAAAUAGUUGGAAGUGCGAUGGAGACGCAGAUUGCAAAGAUGGCUCUGACGAGGAUCCUGAAAUAUGUAAUAGGCGCGCUUGCAACCCAGAUACAGAAUUCCCUUGUCGCAAUGGAAAAUGCAUACCUAAACUGUGGAUGUGUGAUUUUGAUAAUGAUUGUGGGGAUGAUUCUGAUGAACCAGCCUAUAUGUGCAGACAAAAGAACUGCACAACAGGAUGGCAGCGAUGUCCAGGACGAGCCAACUACAGGUGUAUACCAAAAUGGCUCUUCUGCGAUGGCAAAGAUGACUGUAGGGACAACUCAGACGAACUUCCUGAGAAUUGUCCAGCUUGUAACUUGGAGACUGACUUCAAGUGCAAAAACAAUAGAUGCAUCCCUAAGCAGUGGAAAUGUGACUUCUCUGAUGACUGUGGGGAUGGAUCCGAUGAACUAGAAGAAGUUUGUAACGGAGUAUUCAGGGAGUGUUCUGAAUCGGAAUUCCAAUGCCUCAACAGCAAAUGCAUAUCUUCAAGAUGGCGGUGUGAUCAUGAAGAUGACUGUGGUGAUAAUAGCGACGAAAGUGGUUGUGGUGGCUUCCAAUGUAAAAAUGGCACAUUCCAAUGUGCUUCAGGUCAUUGCAUCGCAUCUUAUUUCCGAUGCGAUGGCGAAAGAGAUUGCAGAGAUAUGUCGGACGAGAAGAACUGCCCUCCAAGGUAUCCUGGAGGAAAAUAUUGUCCCGAUUCUAGGUUCCAGUGUGACAACCAUUUGUGCAUUAGUCAAGCUGACUUAUGCGACGGGGCUGAUGAUUGCGGAGAUGGUUCCGAUGAGCUGCCAUCCUUGUGUACGAACUUCAAUUGUGACACUCUAAAACGAUUCCAAUGUGCCAACCAUAAGUGCAUACCACGUUAUCAACUUUGUGAUGACAUAGACAAUUGUGGUGAUGGUUCUGAUGAAAACAAUAUGACGUUAUGUGCCACCAAAAUGAAGGUAUGUGACCCGCUGACUGAGUUCAAGUGCGCUAAUAAGAAGUGCAUAGACAAGAAACAGGUCUGUGAUUUCGCUGACGAUUGUGGUGAUAGUUCUGAUGAGCUUGGUUGCCAUCAUAAUGAUGUAUGCUCUGAAGUAACACGUGGAGGCUGUGAACACCAUUGCAUGAACCUAACAUAUGGUGGCUACAUCUGUGCUUGUUAUUCAGGAUUCAUAAUAUCCAAAGAGAAUCGGAAAGUAUGUUCCGAUAUCGACGAAUGUGCUCAGCGAACACACCAUUGUUCACAAAUCUGCACUAAUCUAAAUGGAACUUACGCCUGCUCCUGCCAAGAUGGAUUCAAAUUGUCAGAUCAGUUGUCAGGAGUGUGUAAGGCUAUCAAGGAAGACAUAUCCAUCUUGGUAGGAAAUGGUGGUGAAAUAAGAACAUACGAUCUCAAAUUACAAGAUGUUGAUGGGUUGAUCACUGAUGGGCAACGAAUAGAUGCUAUUGACUAUAAUUCGAAGACUCAGAUGGUAUUUUGGACAGAUAGCAGACAAAAAACUAUCAAACGUUCGUUUAUGCUCAACGCACAGAAUGGUGCAGUGAAGGCUGGUUUCGCACAGGACUUGGAAAUGAAAGGUAACUCUAAACCAGUUGCUCUAUGUGUUGAUUGGGUCGCCAAUAACUUGUACUGGACAGAGACUGAUAGAGUUUCUAAACCAAAAGGAAGAGUGAUGGUAGCAAAAACUGAUGGAAGAUAUCGAAGAUCUUUGGUGAGUGUAGGUUUGGAAAAUCCUACAUCUAUAGUUGUUGAUCCCGUUAAAGGACGAAUGUUUUGGACUGAUGCAGGAACAUCACCAAAAAUAGAAGUAGCUUGGAUGGAUGGUUCAAAACGACGACCUCUGAUUACAGACGGAAUAAGACAUCCAACUGGAUUGGCUAUUGAUUAUGCUAUGGAUCAUAUUAUCUACUGGGUUGAUACUAAGCUCAACGUGAUCGAAAGUAUGAACUACGAUGGAAGUAAUAGGAAAGCUGUGAUUAGGGGAGACAUAUUGAAGCAUCCAGUAGCUUUAGAUGUUUUCGAAUCCAAUUUGUACUGGAUAACGAGAAAUACUGGCGAGUUGAUCAAGCAUGAUAAAUUUGGUCGCGGAGUUCCUGUUACUAUUCAGAGAGAUAUGCAGAAUCCAUCGAGUGUGAAAGUAUAUCACGAUCUCAGAUACAAUAGCUCGAUUCACAACCCGUGCCAAAACAGCGAUUGCUCGCACUUAUGUCUCAUAGUCCCCAAAGGCCACAGAUGCACCUGCCCAGAUUCUGCCAAUCCGACUCAAAAAAUCAAAGCUGAUAUCAGUUGUGAUGCGCCCUCAGAAAGAGAAAGGCCCUUACCAAGGAUUUGCAAAUGUGAAAAUGGUGGAAUUUGUCAAGAGUCUGACGAUAACGAUGACUUGAUCUGCCAAUGUUUGCCGGGGUAUCUAGGACAGUACUGCGAUGUCCAUUCAGAGCACAGCACAUCGAAUGAAUCCAGUAACACAUCAGCUAUUAUUAUUCCGAUCGUGGUUAUACUUUUCAUCUUAGGUGCCGCUACUGGUGUUUAUUUAUUCAUGAGAAGAAAGCCAUUUAAGGGUUCCGGAUUAGGUAGAUUGGCGAGCAGUCCAAGUGUGUCUUUCAGACAAGGAACGAACGUAGAGUUUGGAGCAAAUUCUUUCAAUAAUUCUAGUGGAAGCACUGAAGCCGAUGCUCGUAAUGUUGCAUACACUUUAGAUAGUGUCAACAGAAAUAAUAGAGAUUUCCACAAUCCCAUGUAUGAUGCUGUACAAAAUAAUCAGGAGGGCGUCACUAAUGGUAGUGGAGCUCUUUAUGAAGUAUCUUCAGAAACGCCUAAAUCAAAGGGAGACACUUUUCUUGAGCCUCCGAGUGCAGUCAUAGCUCCCUCAAGUAUAAAACACGUGUCAUCGUCCCAAGUUCAAGUACGACAUCGAGAACUAGACCCAGCUAUACGAGAUACUGGAAAGGAUACUCAAAACCUCGUUGAAGAAGACUGCUGAUACCUAUAAGUGGAAAUCAUUUACAUCUUACUAUAUAUAAUAGCAGAAGAUGUCAACGAGGAAAAUGUGCUGUAAAGUUUUAGUCAAUAUAAUAAUUUAUUUUUCGAAUUUAAAUUUUG
This is a messenger RNA of Phaedon cochleariae (mustard beetle), 14201 nucleotides long. Lineage: Eukaryota; Metazoa; Arthropoda; Insecta; Coleoptera; Chrysomelidae. The record is from the annotation of a GenBank genome assembly.